Molecule: messenger RNA, 453 nt
Organism: Dreissena polymorpha
Lineage: Eukaryota; Metazoa; Mollusca; Bivalvia; Myida; Dreissenidae
Exons: 4
Coding region: 58-366 (102 amino acids)
Source: RefSeq, a predicted model, not a curated record
UUGUUCAUAAUUGUCUCAGACUUUGGAAAAUUACAUAAGUUAACAUCACCUCCCAAAAUGAAGUUCGCUGUUGUUGUCCUUGUUCUUUUGCCUUUUGCCUUGGCCGCAAGCGUUGAUGACAAGAGGUUCAUCGAAAGCCUGCUGGGCGGUUACGACAUUAUUGCCCUGGCAAAGCAGCUGCUGUCACAGUUCGGAACCGAUGAAACCGAGGCCCAGUGUGAGCAUUCGUUUUGCCCAGAGUUGGUCGACAAAAUUGACGGUCAUAACCAUCUGAUCACGACCCUUCUUUGCGCAGCUGUGUGCAAAGAGGCACAGGUUCUCUCCGCACACUACCUGACGUCCGCUCCUCCAAUUGGUGGUAAAUAAACCAAGAAGGACAAAUCUGAAUCAUGUGUUCAUUUGAUGUUCUGACAAUCACACAAAAUACAUUUAAACUGUCUAAUAUAGAAGUAA